Messenger RNA from Williopsis jadinii, 1918 nucleotides. RefSeq lists its product as uncharacterized. The transcript has a single exon. The record is from RefSeq and is a predicted model, not a curated record. Gene Ontology annotation, molecular function: electron-transferring-flavoprotein dehydrogenase activity; flavin adenine dinucleotide binding. Gene Ontology annotation, cellular component: cytoplasm. NCBI's taxonomy places the organism in Eukaryota, Fungi, Ascomycota, Saccharomycetes, Phaffomycetales, Wickerhamomycetaceae. The coding region runs from base 332 to 1564 and encodes 410 amino acids.
GCAGGAUCCGGACCUAUCGAAUCAUCUGACAAGUCCCUGUCGUUAUGCCAACUGAUAUGGCAAAACCCGAGAUCUAAUUCUUCCCAAACUGGUGGAGUUAGACGGAGCUAACCGGGAAUACCACUCGAUCUCAUCGCUUAGAGAACGGACACAAGUCCGAACUUGUUCUAUUUGGAGUAGGAUAACUUUGAAUUUGAAUUGUGAAAAUUGGGUGUUCUUUGUUCUUAAAGUCUUGGUUUAUUUUGUUAGAGAUGGAUGUUAUAUAAAGAGAGUUAUCCCAUUUAUAUAUCACACCCUUCAUGAGAACAUUGACGUUAUAAGCAACUUUACAAUGACGGAGGAAACUACGAAAAUUCUGGUUGUCGGGGGCUCAUUUGGAGGUCUGUCCUUUUUGAAGCAGUUCAUCAACCUUGUCGAGAAAGGUGAUGUGACGGAUAAGAAGAUCCAGAUUGAUCUUAUCGAGCCGAGAGCAGGCCUUUUAAACGUCUUGGGUAUACCACGUGCGGUUAUUGAUGAUGUAUAUGCCAAAGAGAGCUACUUUAACACGGAGAAUAUGAACAUAAAGUUCACAUCGGUAACCAGUUCAUACCAGGAUACCCUCGACAGAUGGGCCAGUACCAAACAGACCGAAGAAUUGCCGCAGAAUUUGACAGUUAAUUAUAUCCAAGGCAAAGUGACUUCGUUCAUUGAUGAUCACAACGUCAAUUACCAAGUUGGCGAAGAGCAGGACACCAAGAGAUUGCAGUUUGACUACUGUGUCUACGCUGCAGGUCGAAGAAGAAGAUGGCCAUUUGACCCAAAGGCAAUCACUGAAGAGGGCUUUGUAAAAGAGAUGCAGAAGAGUAAGAAAGAAAUCGAAGACUCAAAUAUCAUUACAGUUAUUGGUGGUGGGGCACUGGGUAUCGAGAUUGCAGGUGAGUUUAAAGAAUACUAUGGCGAUUCUAAAAGGAUCAGGUUGGUUCACCCUCAUCCUUUUGUUCCCCCAGAGAUAUUUGCAUCCAAGAACUUCAAGCAGAAACUGAGAGAAGAGCUGGAGGCCUCAGGUGUUGAACUAUGCUUCAACACAAGGAUAGAGACAGAACUUGAAAAUGGUGACUUGGUAACCACAGAUGGUCGCACGCUGGAAUCGGACUUGAACUUGUGGUGUAAUUACCACAAGAAUAACAUCGAGCCAUUGCUGCCUGUAUUUGAGUCCUCAAUUGAGCUACCUAAGGGUGAAGUGAGUGUUGAUACUCGUUUUUUAAUGAAAGGCCACGAAAAUAUCUUCGCCAUUGGUGAUGUUAUUAGUUUGAAAAUCAUCAAGACUUGUGGUGGUGCUUACAGACAAGGUCUAUACGUAGGUGAAUCCCUAUACAACAUCAUUGUUAAGGGAGAGAAAAAGUACGUGGAGCUAGACUUAGAUACAUGGCCCCAUGGAAUGACCAUUGUUGUGGGUACUCAGAGAAUCAUCUCACAAUGGGAUGACAUCGGCGACGGCAAAGUUGUGUAUAAUAGUGAUGCAUUGCUAGAGAUGUACUCUGACUAUUGUACAAAGAGUUCCAAGACGUUAUACAACAUGAAGUGAGAAAUGGGUAUCCCAACACCUGUAUACGUUAAGAUUGGUCGUAUAACUACAUAUAUAGAAUAUUCAAUGGUUAUUAUUCCCCUAUUUUGCUCGAAUUCAAGUUACCCAUACAUGGAAGCAGAUAUGUUGCAGAGGCUUAGCAUAAGCUUGUAGUUGGAUUUAUAUAAGAUGUGGUACAUUCUCGGACUCUAGCUAACCCACAACAAGGGAUAAAUGUCACCAACAAAAUGCAUAGGGAGCGCUAUCAACACAAUAUUAGAAGCCAUGUGGAGUUCAUAUCUAACCAAUAUUGAGCUACGACGGCCACACACAUGCCUAUAUUGGAAUGUAGGAAAUCCCCUGGAAUAAUUGAAC